AUGACUCUCUCGCCCGUCGUGACGACGACGCAGUCCGAGGGGACCACGAUACGUGCCAUCGGCUCGCCAUUUAAGAACCUGACCUCCGGUACAAAUUCGUCGUCCAACGGCACGCCCAAGCUCACGCCGCCCACGUCCGUGCCGCAGCUGCCUACCACGCUCGAUGUCGCCGAGCAGAUGAACGAGGAAGAGAAGCGGAAAUACGUCAAGGGCAAGCAGAACUCCCCUCUCCCAGGCAAGAAACUCGGUGAAGGCACAUACGCCAUCGUCUUCCUCGGCCACCUCAAGUCCAACCCCGCCAAGCAAGUCGCCAUCAAGAAGAUCAAGGUCCAGAAGGAGUACACCGAAGGCAUGGCGCCCGACGCCGUGCGCGAGCUCAAGCACCUGCAGGAGCUCUCGCACCCCAACAUCAUCUCCCUCCUGUCCGUAUUCUCCUCCAAGGACCAAAACCUCAACCUAGUGCUCGAAUUCCUGCCCCUCGGCGACCUCGAGAUGCUCAUCCGCGACACGGACAACGUGCGCUACGGCGCCGCCGACAUCAAGGCCUGGAUGGGGAUGCUCACGCGCGCCGUCUGGUUCUGCCACACCUCCUUCGUGCUGCACCGCGAUAUCAAGCCCAACAACCUGCUCAUCGCUGCCGACGGUGAGGUCAAGCUCGCGGAUUUCGGUCUUGCGCGCUCCUUCGCCGACCCGCACCGCAACAUGACCUCCAACGUCAUCACGCGCUGGUACCGCCCGCCAGAGCUGCUCUUCGGCGCGCGCCACUACUCGGGCGCCGUCGACGUGUGGUCCGUCGGCGCCGUCUUCGCCGAGCUCGUCCUGCGCGCGCCGUACAUGCCGGGCGCCUCCGAGGUCGACCAGGUCCGCCUCAUCUGCGAGGCCGUCGGCACCCCGACCGAGGACAACUGGCCCGGCGUCACCCGCCUCCCCGAGUACACCGUCCCCUCCGGGCCGACCAUCCCCGCCCACCCGCGCGACUGGUACAUGGCCCGCUUCGGCACCGUCGGCGCCGACGGCGUCGACCUCCUCGUUAAGACCCUGAUGCUCGACCCCAAGAAGCGCAUCACCGCCGCGGACAUGCUUCGCCACCCCUGGUGGCACGCGGACCCUAAGCCCACCCCCAAGCGCGACCUCCCGCGCAAGGGUGGCGGCGAGGCUCAGGCCCAGGUUGGCGCCGACUUGAAGCGGCGGCCAGGCGUCGUCGACGAGGAUCGCGGGAGCAAGGUGGCGCGCAAGCUGGACUUUGGGCAGAAGAAGUAG
Cordyceps fumosorosea ARSEF 2679 is the source of this 1260-nucleotide messenger RNA. RefSeq names its product serine/threonine-protein kinase. NCBI's taxonomy places the organism in Eukaryota, Fungi, Ascomycota, Sordariomycetes, Hypocreales, Cordycipitaceae. The record is from RefSeq and is a predicted model, not a curated record. Gene Ontology annotation, cellular component: cytoplasm; transcription factor TFIIK complex; transcription factor TFIIH holo complex. Gene Ontology annotation, molecular function: ATP binding; cyclin-dependent protein serine/threonine kinase activity; RNA polymerase II CTD heptapeptide repeat kinase activity. Gene Ontology annotation, biological process: protein phosphorylation; positive regulation of transcription by RNA polymerase II. The coding region runs from base 1 to 1260 and encodes 419 amino acids. The transcript is spliced from 2 exons.